Rasamsonia emersonii CBS 393.64 is the source of this 1308-nucleotide messenger RNA. Its product is annotated as PHD finger domain protein. Lineage: Eukaryota; Fungi; Ascomycota; Eurotiomycetes; Eurotiales; Trichocomaceae. Gene Ontology annotation, cellular component: Rpd3L complex; Rpd3L-Expanded complex; nucleus. Gene Ontology annotation, biological process: regulation of DNA-templated transcription. The transcript is spliced from 2 exons. The coding region runs from base 1 to 1308 and encodes 435 amino acids. The record is from RefSeq and is a predicted model, not a curated record.
AUGACGACGGAGGACUGUGCCACGGUCCUUGAACAGUUCGUUCACGAUGCUAACGCGACGCGCGCAGUUGCGAACUUGCCUGCUGAGAUCACACAUUUGAUGGAAGAGAUCCAAGCCAAGGACAAGAUCAUCCAGGAAUGCCGCGCGAUCAUCAAUUCCCGCGACAACAGUCUGCAGAAGUUCAUCAAGCUUAACGGCAGUCUUGCGCCGAAUCCAAAGGAGGAACAGUACAGCAAGCUCAUCCUGCAGAAUUUGGAUCGAUGUCAGGCACUGCAAGAUGAGAAAAUACAGCUUAGCGAGAAAGCAUGUGUCCUAUUAGACCGUCAAAUCAAAAAGCUGGAUAUCAAGAUCCGCGACCUAAUAAACGAGGGUAUCCUCUCUAAUGACCCGCCCAUUCCUUCGCUCUUCAACAACAAAGAUCAAUACCGGGAUCCUCCAAAGACUUUGUUUCCUGACCAGACUCCAAACGAUGUCUCAUCGUAUUCGCCUCUCAAUCCCACGUCCGGAAAUACCAACACUGCGUCGUCGACGGCCCAACGGCUCAAUCAGACUAAUCCUCGUCCUGCUAACACUUCAACAUUGGCCACGCAGAAUGCCUCUCGCAGCUCCGCUCCCUCGACUCCCACUGCAGCAGCCCUACAUCUCCAGCAACGACAGCGUGAAUCAUCUGCGGGAGCCGUUGACAGCAAGCGCAGGCGCUUGAACGCAUCUCUUGGCUCCCUUCCCGCAGCGCCGUCGAAUCUGCGACAAUCAUCGCUUGGACCGGGAACCCCGAAGGCGGGAACGCCUGUAUCAAAUCGUGCCGGCAGCGCUGGUCCGCGUGCCGGUGGGGUGACCAAGAAAGCGGUGACGAAGAAAGUCGCUCCUCACCAGCAAGUAAAGAAGAUCAAAGCAGUCACCUCCGGGAAGCCUGUUAAACGCUCCUCGAGCGCCAGUGGCCGCCUCAAGCUCACCACAGGUGGCGGGGCACUGAAGAAGUCACCCUCAGCCGCUGGUGGGGAUGAGGACGACGAAGACUCUGUCCUCAGCAGCGCCGACGUGUCUGAAUCGGAGAACGCGGGCGUUUCUCGACGUGCCGGCCAGGGCGCAGCAAAUGAUUCGGACGAGGAGAUGGAGGACGAGGAAGACGAGGGCGGUGAGGACACCAAGGUAUACUGCACCUGCCGCAGUGUCAGCCAUGGUGAUAUGGUUGCUUGCGAUAACGACAACUGCCCUUACGAAUGGUUCCAUUGGAAAUGUGUAGGACUCACCAGGGAGCCGAUAGGCACCUGGUACUGUGAUGAGUGUAGACAAAACCUGGGGAAAUGA